This is a messenger RNA of Biomphalaria glabrata, 2793 nucleotides long. Its product is annotated as WD repeat domain phosphoinositide-interacting protein 2-like. Gene Ontology annotation, biological process: protein lipidation; protein localization to phagophore assembly site; nucleophagy. The record is from RefSeq and is a predicted model, not a curated record. Bases 112 to 1596 code for a protein of 494 amino acids. Lineage: Eukaryota; Metazoa; Mollusca; Gastropoda; Planorbidae. The transcript has 11 exons. Gene Ontology annotation, cellular component: phagophore assembly site membrane; cytosol; extrinsic component of membrane. Gene Ontology annotation, molecular function: protein binding; phosphatidylinositol-3,5-bisphosphate binding; phosphatidylinositol-3-phosphate binding.
UAACCAAUCGUGUUACUUUCAUGGAAGCUUGUUGUCAUUACGUCUGAGAGCUAUGAACAGAUAAGGAAAUUUAUUUUUUUUUUGUUGGUAUUGUUAGGCUCAUAAAUCCAAAUGAGCUUCCUUAGUCAACCAGUGGAGCACAAUUCUAAACUGCUCUUCGUGAAUUUCAAUCAAGAUUCGUCGUCUUUACAAACUGGAUCUAAGACUGGUUUCAAGUUAUAUCCUCUCAAUUCAGUUGAGAAUCUUGAAUUUACACAUGAAAAUAAUGAACGUCCUAAUAUCCACCUUGUUGAGCGACUGUUUGCUAGUAGUUUGGUUGCCUUAGUUAGCAGUGAUCAUCCACGAAAGUUAGAUGUCUGUCAUUUUAAAAAGGGAUCAGAAAUAUGCAAUUAUUCAUAUUCCAAUGCCAUUUUGGCUGUCAAGCUCAACAGAAUGAGACUAGUUGUAUGCUUGGAGGAGAGUCUUUACAUUCAUAAUAUACGUGAUAUGAAGGUCCUUCACACAAUACGAGACACACCACCCAAUCCAAAAGGAAUAUGUGCUCUGUCUCCUCACAAUGAACAUGCUUACCUGGCUUAUCCCGGUAGUGUUCAAACUGGUGAAGUGCAGAUUUUUGAUACUAUUGCUUUGAGGGCUGUCAUUAAUAUUUCAGCACAUGAUAAUCCGUUAGCAGCUGUGGCCUUUAACCCUCAGGGUACACGACUUGCUACGGCUUCAGAAAAGGGUACUGUCAUAAGAAUUUUUAGUCUUCCUGAUGGUGCCAAACUAUUUGAAUUCAGAAGAGGCCUAAAAAGGUGUGCAGAUAUUCAGUGUCUGGCCUUUAGUGUGGACUCUGUGUUCUUGUGUACUUGCAGCAAUACAGAAACUGUCCAUAUUUUCAAACUUGAGGAGCAGAAGGAAAAGCCUCAGGAAGAUACAUCUUGGAUGGGUAUUCUUAACAGCACAUUCAGAACAUCUGCCAGCUAUUUGCCAGCAGGUAUUUCAGAUGUUAUGAACCAAGGGCGGUCCUUUGCUACAGCUCGCUUGCCCCAUGCUGGAUUAAAGAGUGUUUGCACUAUUGCCCCGCUUCAAAAGAUCCCUCGUCUGUUAGUUGCCACACAUGAAGGCCAUCUUUACAUCUACAAUAUUGACCCUAAUGAAGGUGGUGAAUGUACUCUGUUAAGAACACAUAUGCUUGAAGGACAGCCACCAGAACAUGCUUCGUUGCUGGAGGAAGGCUCUAGUGACCGACCCUUAACCCAAACAGGCCAUCAUGAUGAGUCCUCAUCAUAUGCAGCCUCUGUUAGAAGACCCCAAUCCUCUAAUUCUUCAGAAGCCAUGGCUCCCACAGGUAAGCCCCGCACCCCGCUGGUGGCUCCCCCUAGUGAGCUGUGGAAAAGAGACAAGAGUUAUGCAGACAUGUUGAAAGGAGGGGGCCCCCAGGAGGCGACGGCGGACAUUAACCCUAUAGCAUUGAUGGAUGAGCUUAUUUCAGAAGGAGAUUCAUUGCCCUACCAAGAUCUCAUGGAGGGAGCUGUUGGGGGUGAAGAGCCAAUUGGAGCGCUCAGGAUACAUGAUGAUAGUGAGUUCCCUCCCAUGUCUCACAAGAGUCUGUGAAACUUUCUUUUACAAGCCAGUGCAAGUUUCGUAUCUUGACUCAAUAAUAGCAGUCCGGCUUUAAAAAUGUUUGGAAUGAAUAUUUAUAUUAUUUGAAUGUAUUUUUUUAAAACAGCAAAAACAGUUGUGAUUGCUAACACCGUGAUCACUUUCCAAUAAGAAAAUAUUUUGUUUUGGUGACAGAACACUUUCUGCAAUAUUUAUGUAUACAUCUACUAUAUUCAUGUUUACAGAAUUUUAAUUGUCGAAUACAUUUUUCAUUUUCUUUUAUGUGUCUUGCUAUUGACAGAUUUUGUUCAUUUUUAAUCCUUUUUUUUUUUAAUUUAUGCACAAACUAUAACUUGCUGUUUUUGUUUAAAUAAACUGAUUCAAAAGUUGUUCAGUACUUUAAAGUUUGGAAAUUUUAAUUAUAAUUCAUCCUAGAAAAAGAUUGGUAUCAACACAAUAAGGGAAAAGUUCAGAGUGACCAGAGGAAUGAUUUGCAGUGGGUUUGAUUUAUGUGUCCAUUUUUCAGGUGCAUUUAUUGUACACUAGUGUGAUGCAUUUCAUCAGUGGAAAUAAUGCACAUUUUUAACUGUGUCAAAGUGAGCAUCUUAACACCAUCAUUGUUCUUUUUGUUUGUAUUUAUGGGCAACUUUGAAGAGUCUUAAUAACUUGUCCCAGCUCAGCGAGCCAGGAACCCAAAAGUCUGGUAAUUUGUCCUAGCUCAGCGAGCCAGUUACCCAAAGUUUAGCUAGUCAUUAACUUUCAGUAGUUAGCAUCAUAUUUGUUUGUUAAUAUCAGGAGCAUUGUAUACUAUUGAAAGUCACAUGAUCAGCUACAUCAUCACAUCUAUGUAAUAUUUUGAGUCACAUGAUCAUCUCAUUAAAUGUAGACUACACUUCAUAUUCUCCGAACUUAUUAUUUUAUUGUUGUUGCAAUCUUGUCUUGUAAAUGUAUUUGCUUGUGUCACUUGGAACCAGAGCAAAAUACACUCAGCAAACCAUACAGUAAAAACUUUAAGGUCCUCCCAGCCCUCCCCUAAAAGUGUGCACACUGACACCAUAUUCACUUCUGGUUAGUGCCCUAGUGAAGCAAGUAGGUGUAGCUUUACUAGCAACUUCAAAUUCUGCACAUUGUGUGUACUCAACUCUAUGAUUGAAAAGUGACCAUGUGUACAAAUGAUUAUUUUGUCAAAUAAACUUUGCAACCAUUGCA